Molecule: messenger RNA, 1240 nt
Organism: Rhodamnia argentea
Lineage: Eukaryota; Viridiplantae; Streptophyta; Magnoliopsida; Myrtales; Myrtaceae
Exons: 2
Coding region: 47-1066 (339 amino acids)
Source: RefSeq, a predicted model, not a curated record
UUCCGACCGAAGCAUCUUCCUCUUUCCAUAAUCAAAGCGAAGCGAGAUGAAGUUGUCGAGAAUCUAUGGCUUUCUUGCCACCGUGUUGCUGAUUGUGUGUGGUUUGGCACGAGUCCAUGGAGCCACCAUUUCAUGCCUUAGCAGAGGCAGUCCAUGCUUCCUCAAGAAGAUGACUUGCCCUGAUGAAUGUCCCUCCAAUUCACCCAGCAAUUCUAAGGCCAAGGUCUGCUACGUCAACUGCAAUUCGCCAAUCUGCAAGCCCGAGUGCAAGAACAAGAAACCAAACUGCAAUGCUCCAGGUGCUGCAUGCUUGGACCCCAGGUUCAUCGGUGGAGACGGCAUCGUCUUCUACUUCCACGGCAAGAGCGAUGAGCAUUUCAGCUUAGUCUCUGAUCGGUAUAUUCAGAUCAAUGCCCAUUUCAUUGGCCUCCGGCCUGCCAGCCGGCCCCGAGACUACACGUGGAUCCAAGCCCUCGGAGUUCUCUCAGGCUCUGAGAGCUUUUCUAUCGAGGCCAUCCGAGCUGCCAAAUGGGACUCCGAGAUGGAUCAUCUAAGGUUCUCUUACAAUGGGAAUGAACUAACCGUGCCAGAGGUAACUCCCUCCACUUGGCAUUCCCCUGAAGGUCACUUCAGGGUAGAGAGAUCGACAAGCAAGAACAGUGUCGCGAUCACUAUCCAAGGGGUUGCGGAGAUUUCAGUCAAUGUCGUGCCUGUGACAAAAGAAGACGAUCGGAUCCAUAACUACCAAAUUCCUUCUGAUGACUGCUUUGCUCACUUGGAAGUGCAAUUCAGGUUCUUUGGCCUCUCUCCAAAGGUCGAGGGAGUGCUCGGCAGGACGUACCAGCCCAAUUUUGAGAACCAGGCAAAGCCGGGGGUCGCGAUGCCGGUCGUGGGUGGAGAGGACAGGUACAGGACUUCGUCACUCCUCUCGGCGGAUUGCGCAGCUUGCAUCUUCUCUCCACUCACGCACCUUGAUCAAAAGCGGGAUUCGAUGGGGAUGGAGCAUAGUAUUCUGGACUGCACUGGGGGUGCUACUAGUGGGAACGGCAUCAUGUGCAGGAGAUGAUUGUGGGCCUUUGAGUUUGCUUGGUCAGAAACGAUCAAUCAAGAAAAGUUUCAAUAAGCUUUAGCGAAUAACAAGGUGGUUUGGUUUCUCGUUGCCCCUGCCAAAAUUUCAAUGUUUCUGAUGUAGUUCCAGAGCUCUUCUGAGUCCGACAAGAGUUUUGUUUUUCAGUGUGUC